Messenger RNA from Beta vulgaris subsp. vulgaris (sugar beet), 1314 nucleotides. Its product is annotated as zerumbone synthase. Gene Ontology annotation, molecular function: oxidoreductase activity. NCBI's taxonomy places the organism in Eukaryota, Viridiplantae, Streptophyta, Magnoliopsida, Caryophyllales, Amaranthaceae. The coding region runs from base 116 to 1012 and encodes 298 amino acids. The transcript is spliced from 4 exons. The record is from RefSeq and is a predicted model, not a curated record.
AGUAAUCUAUAGUAGUGCAAGCGGCUUCCAGCAAAGACUUUGACCAAAGUCAUUAUUGAUCACUAGCUUACCAAGCAACUGCUGCUUCUUGUUAGUUCUCAGAAAAAGAGAAACAAUGUUCACGCUCAAGUUAAGGAAAAUUGGUUUAUUCUCAAGAGCUCUAGCUUCAGCAAGCUUCAGCAGGGGAUUUUCUAAUCAUGGUAGAAGGCUGGAAGGAAAAGUGGCACUAAUCACUGGAGCAGCUAGUGGGAUAGGCAAGGCAACAGCAAUUAAAUUUGUUGAAAAUGGGGCCAAGGUUGUGAUUGCUGAUGUCCAACACGAGCUUGGCGAACACACGGCAAAGGAAUUGGGUUCAAGUGCGUCAUUUGUAGCUUGUGAUGUCACUCAAGAAGCUGAUAUCGCCAGAGCCAUUAAUUUUACUGUUUCCAGUUAUGGUCAACUUGAUAUCAUGUAUAAUAAUGCAGGGGUUGCCUGCAGAACAGCACCUUCCAUUGCAGAUCUAGACCUUGACGUCUUUGAUCGUGUGAUGUCAAUCAAUGUAAGAGGCAUAGUAGCAGGAAUAAAGCAUGCAUCACAUGUGAUGAUUCCUCGUAAAAAAGGCUGCAUUUUGUGUACGUCAAGUGUUACUGGAAUAGUGGGUGGGAUGGCUCAAACAACCUAUUCAGUUUCCAAAUCUGCAGUGGUGGGAAUUGUCAAGUCUGUUUCAGCAGAGCUGAGCAAGCAUGGGAUUCGAAUUAAUUGCAUCUCGCCUUUUGCAGUUCCUACUCCUUUUAUGAUGGGAGAGAUGCGGAAGUGGUAUCCUGGUGUCGAAGAUGACGUGCUAGUGAAGAUGGUGCAGGAUGCUGGUGAGCUAAAGGGGGCGAAUUGUGAAGAAAUUGAUGUUGCAAAUGCUGCUUUGUAUUUGGCAUCAGACGAGGCUAAGUAUGUAACAGCCCAUAAUUUAGUUGUUGAUGGAGGCUGCACUUCAAUUAAAAGCUUACGUCUUCCUCCUCCCAAUCGAGUAACAGAGUAAAAGUAUGUUCUAAAAGAGGGGCAUUCCGAGAGUCGAACUCGGGAACUCUCGCACGCAAAGCGAGAAUCAACCAAAUGCCCGCUUGUGAUAUUAUUUGCUAUACCAAUAAAUAUCAUACAUAUUUCUGGGUUUAAGGCGCUCUUUAUAAAUUUCGUUUGUGCUGUGAUACAAAAAAAAAAAAAAAAAAAAAAAGAGAGAUUAUAGGGUGAGAAUGAGAGAGAAGUGAUUUUUUUUUUUCAAAGUUGUGUAUUACCACUUAUGGCAAGUGCCAUAUUUAUACUACAAGAUACAUUUUUCAAGUA